Amblyraja radiata (thorny skate) is the source of this 1451-nucleotide messenger RNA. RefSeq names its product peripheral myelin protein 22-like. NCBI's taxonomy places the organism in Eukaryota, Metazoa, Chordata, Chondrichthyes, Rajiformes, Rajidae. Gene Ontology annotation, cellular component: plasma membrane. The coding region runs from base 209 to 682 and encodes 157 amino acids. The record is from RefSeq and is a predicted model, not a curated record. The transcript is spliced from 5 exons.
ACUGGUUGAGGGAGAGAGAGCGAGGAGGCGCUUUGAAUCGGAAAGGAUUGACUCGGGUAAACUAGGAGGGCGUUGGCUGCAGAGACCAAGCAGUGAUCAUCACGUCUUGUUCUCCACUAACUCUAUCCACAGCAGUACUAGUUUUGUCAGGGAUCUCAGGAUUACUUUUUGCGUAGAAAUUGCCCACGGACAACUCGGUGGAUGCAACAUGCUGCUGUUACUGCUUGCCAUCUUCCUCCUGCACCUUAGCACAAUCAUCUUCCUCAUUAUAUCCACGGCUAACAGUGCUUGGUGGAGCACAGCCGACUACAGCAUGGACAUUUGGAAGCAGUGUUUCCAUGGGAACGGCACCUGUGUCACUGUAGUCGAUAAAGAUUUGGAUGACUGCCUGCAGGCUGUGCAAGCGAGCAUGGUCCUCGCUGUCAUCUUCAGCUGUUGUGGCUUCUUCGUCUUCAUCUGCCAGCUCUUCACCCUGAAGAUAGGCAACCGCUUCAUCUUCACGGGGGUCUUCCAGCUCCUCUCCUGUCUGUGUGUGGUGAUCGCAGCUGUCAUCUACACUAUUUACUUCCACACCAAAGACCAGGAUGGGGGGUACGGGUCCUCCUACAUUCUGGGAUGGCUGUGUUUCCCCUUGACCCUCAUCAGCGGGGUGAUAUACACCAUUCUCCGCAAGCGAGACUAAACCUGAGAGCGAGAGAGAUCGAGAGAGAGACCACUGCGAGGGGGCUCAGCUGGGCCCUGAGGACGGUUCUUGGAACCCAAAAACGUUAAAAAUAUUUUGAGCAAUUUUUGGAUUUCCAUUUUGGAAAAAGAGGAUGGUAUUUUUUUAAAUUCCUUCUUUGUUAGUUUUGUUUAGUUUAGUUUGGAGAUGCAGCGCGGAAACAAGGCCCUUCGGCCCACCCAGUCCGUGCCGACCCGCGAUCCACACACACACACACACACACACACACACACACACACACACACACACACACACACACACACACACACACACACACACACACACACACACACACACGGACCAUUUACAAUUAUACCCAAGCCAACUAGCCGACAAACCUUUGGAGUGUGUGGGAGGAAGCCAGAGCACUCGGAGAAAACCCACGCAGGUCACGGGGAGAAUGUACAGACAGUGCCCCUAGUCAGGAUCGAACCUGGGUCUCUGGCGCUGUGAGGCAGCAACUCUACCAUCAAGCCACACCAUCUAUGUCCUUUUCCCUCCCCUUGCCCAUCCCCAGCGCACAAAAAGACAUGGAUUGGAAACGUUUAGAGGGAUAUGGGCCAAAUGGGGCUUAAUCUGGCUCCAUGAAUCCAGAUACCUUUUAGAUAAUAAUUAAUAAUAAUGAAUACAUUUAUUGGCCAUGUAUUCACAUACAAGGAAUUUGCCUUGGUGCUCCACCCGCAAGGUUCUCAAGCUAUCUCCUGAUUUAUCGAUUAUCCCUUUCCCACCA